Hydractinia symbiolongicarpus is the source of this 3646-nucleotide messenger RNA. Its product is annotated as amiloride-sensitive amine oxidase [copper-containing]-like. NCBI's taxonomy places the organism in Eukaryota, Metazoa, Cnidaria, Hydrozoa, Anthoathecata, Hydractiniidae. Gene Ontology annotation, molecular function: primary methylamine oxidase activity; quinone binding; copper ion binding. Gene Ontology annotation, cellular component: plasma membrane. The record is from RefSeq and is a predicted model, not a curated record. The transcript has 3 exons. Bases 260 to 2644 code for a protein of 794 amino acids. Gene Ontology annotation, biological process: amine metabolic process.
UAAACUGCUAUUAUUCCUACGGAUUUUAUGUUAUCGAGAGGUAAAUGCAUUGUUUGACAAGAGAAAGGUGGAAAGAAGAUGAAAAUGAAAAAGUAACAGUUCUAACAGAAGCUUAUUCAUAUAUCCUUAAUGCUACUUAACACUACUACUAACUAUACUAUCGUACGACUAUCACAUAUAUUGGUUUUAAUUAUUUUUUGUUACUUCUCAAGAAAUCAAAUAUUAUUAUCGUUCUGUAGGUAUUACAAAAGAUAUUGUCAUGAACGGCGCUGAGACAGAAAAUUUUCAAGUAGAAGAGAAGGUUGCGUCAAAAAAUCGAUCAAACAUACACAAAACAAUUAACGUUGUCUUAAUUGUCAUCAUUGUUAUCGUUUUAAUUGCUUUUGUUGCUUAUGCAAUUACAAAGGAUAAAAAAUGUGAAUGUAUGGAAAGAGACAAAAAGCGAGCUUCAAAAAAUGAGUUCACAUGUAAAGAUAAAACAAUAAAAAUUGAACCACAUGCCAAUGAUGAAAAUGACAUCUUUCGUGAAUUAAAUUUGAAAGAAAUCAACACGGUUGUUGGUUACAUAGAGCGCAACUUUGUGAUACGACGAAUGCAAGAUGGACAUAGUAUUCAAAUGGUUCAAUUUAUUAACACUGUAGAGCUCUAUCUACCCAACAAAAAGGAAGCAUUGGAAUAUUUGGACAAUAAUGGACCAAAACCGCGAAGAGAAGCAAUUGUAUCUCUCCAAACAUCGUAUAAUGUGUCAUACUAUGUGGUUGGUUCGCUGCCGACACCAAAUCAUCAUUAUCUUGCUAAGUUUGCCGAUAGACAGAACCCAUCAGAAACGAAACCGGAUGAAGCUAUAUUAAAUAACAAUCCAACCAUAAAAAAACUCGGUUUUGAUCAUGCCAGCAUAAUGUGGCCACUGUUUAAAGCCACCUUUGAAACCCUUAAAGGAUACGCGACAGCAGAAAUUGGUUUUGAAAACGGAUUGUCAAUAGCUCUUUCUGGAGCUACCGAGCAAAGAAAAAACGAAUUCUUCGGCGAUCUGUUAUUUCAGUUCAACCUACAGUUCCCUCCUCAUUUACAAUUUCUUGAUGUCAUAACAUUUCGAUUAAACCUGACAAGUAAGGAUGAAAACAAAUGGCGUGUAAUCCAGAUCUUCUACAAUCAAAAAGCAUAUUCUAGUGCCGAAGAAAUAAUGCAAAGAUACAAUCGAGGAGAAUUACAUAUUAAGAAGAUCAAAAGAAUUCCUGAUGUAGUAUUACAACGUGCAAAUCUAAAACGGCGGGGCUCACAAUUGAAUUAUUUUCCAUCCAUCGAACCAUUGACUUUUUAUCCAAACGGACCGAGGUUUUCAAUACAAGGACGAAAGAUAACCUACUUCGAUUGGCAGUUCAAUUACAUGGUUCAAGCAUCAACAGGUCCAGCAAUAUUUGACGUUAGAUUUAAAAACCAACGUAUCGCCUUUGAAAUUAGUUUACAGGAAGCUUCGUCUUUGUAUGCGACAGGUUCGCCUAGAAUAUAUUUUUCAAAUAUUUUGGAUAGCACAUGGUCACUUGGCAAGUCGCACUCAUUAAUUAAAGGUGUUGAUUGUCCUCAGAAUGCCGCUUACAUGGACGUCUCUUUGCAUCUCUACGCCAGUAAAAAAGCCGUCACUGUCGAAAAUGCAGUUUGUGUAUUCGAAAAUAAUGCCAACAUUCCUCUUCGAAGACAUCACCAUGGUGCGGAACAUUUCGAAUAUGGAGGUCUAACUGAUUCAUUUUUAGUUGUUCGAUUCAUUACCGACAUGUCUAGCUAUGAUUAUAUUCACGACUUUGUCUUUCACCAGAACGGCGUCGUUGAAAUAAAAACGACAACGACCGGUCAUUUAGUGCUAAGUCAAUCAUACAAGCAAUUUUUCAAUCAAUACGGAUAUGAAGUUGUUGACGGCUACAUUGGAGCUAUUCACGAUCACUUUAUGCUAUACAAAGUUGAUUUGGAUAUUCUAGGGACAAAGAACAGUUUUAAAACGUUAGAUAUGACUCUUGAAAAAACACAGACGAUAUAUGAUUAUCAUCCCACAGUAAAAAAAUUCAUCAAAGAAAAUAAAAUAAAAACAGAAAAAGAAGCUGCCAUUAGCUAUAAUUUUGAUCAUCCAAAAUAUUACAUUAUUUACAACGAGAAUGAGAAAAACAUAUAUGGAAAUCAUCGUGGCUAUCGAAUCUACUCACCGAAUAAAAUAAAGCAAGUCUAUCCAGAUGAACAUAGAGGAACAAAACAUACCGAAUGGUCAAAGUACCAGAUAACAGUGUCCAAGUUUAAAGAAACGGAAAGAUUUGGAAGUUGCAUGUUCAAUUAUUUCCCACAAUAUGGCACGCCCAGAUGUUCGUUUGAUGCACGAAUCGAAGACAACGAAACUAUCGUUAAUGAAGACUUGGUAGCGUGGAUACCAAUUGGUGGAUUGCAUAUUCCAUGCGCGGAAGAUUACCCAACAACGCCUACCACAGGAAACCAGUUCACAUUUUUCAUCAAACCGUUUAAUUAUUUCGACGAAGACCCAAGUUUUGCGUCUGCAAAUUCAGUGUAUGUUGAACACAAGAACGAAACAUUUAAAAUUGAUACGUACGGUACUCCUACGCAAGCAACUUGUCCAAUAUUAUCUUCACGACUCCUCGGAUAAGUAUAAUUUAACAAAACAAUUGAUCAGUCAUAAUUUUUGACAGAAAAGACUUUUUAUUCAUUAGUUUUUUUAAUAGCAACAAAAGCAACUUAGAACGAGAGUAUUUUUUGAUAGCUCAAUUUCGUGAAGGGAAGAUGUCUGUGCUUUUUUUUAUAUAAUUUUAAACUUUAAAUUUUGCAAACCAAAUUAUUUAAAACUCUAGAUCUACUUGCUAACCAGCUUUCCAACAAUUUUUAAGUUUAUCAUGUCAACCAUUGUUGUCCAGAGGAUUUAGGACUGCGUAGUUCUUUUUAUUUUUCUAUGUAAUUUUUGUUUCGUACAAUUGUUUACGUGUUCGGUAUCUUCGAAGCGCAUCAUAUGUGUUUGUGGUACGUGCUAGUUGUUGAGACUUUACUAUUUCAUUACGAAAAAAGAAGUACGCGUUUGUGUAAGUUUACUCGAAACGUCUGAAGUGUUUUGCAAGAAAGGCGUUGGUUUGCAAAUUAUGGUAAUGAACCCCUGUCCCCCGACAGAUAACGUUUUGGUAGAAAUAACUUUUUAACAGCACUAUUAAGAUAAGAAAGAAUAUUGUAUUCAUGUUACACUAACAUCGGCCAUUUAGAAACAAUGGUUUUGUUUCUUUCCAUGGUUGUUCUUUAUUUUCAAAUACAAGAGGUGCACAUUCAUUCUGUUUAUCGGUAGGAAAAAUUGAAAAUAGAACUUGUGUUCCUAGCUCUUUUGCUAAGGGUGAUAGCGGGCUAUAUUACAUGUUUUUUAUAAGCAUAGAGAAUGCACAUUCAGACAACAAAGUGGUAAUAGUACGUUUUAUUGCCAUAACACAGUAAUUGUCAUCAUGCCAUAAUUACUUCAAGUUAUUUAAAAUCUUCUUCGUUUUAGGACUAACCAACAUAUGUCUUCUUCACUAACUUUAAAAAUCUUGCAAUUCUUAUAACCUUCAUUAAUUACUACUCUUCGCUGACAUAACUUUUUCCAGAAUAUAAAAAAUUUAUACUUUGCUUACCG